CGUUUAAUUGUAUAUUGUCCAAAUUUCGAUCGUAAGAACGCGACUUCUACGCGAUUCGCGAGGUUGUCGGUAAUAUAGGGCUCCCUUAACGGUUGCCACGGCAACGUUGUUGUCAAUAAACAUAACCUAUCCAUCAUUUCACGUCGUUUCGAUGUUGACGAACGAAAGAAGUAAAUGGGAAGAUCAUCGAGCAGAUAAAUGGGCAACUUCGCAUUGAAAUCAUGUUCCGUUGUAUGGAGACAGGCAGGAAAUAGCGUAACUUGUCGACGAUUUUUGCAUGAUGUUCAGCACAGUAGAAACCACAGUUUCUUCGUACAGUUAGACGACAAAUCUCGGGCAGUAUUGAAUUAUGAAGCUGACGGGAGGGUCUUGUACAUGCGAUCCGUCGUUGUUCCUGAUAAGUACAGGGGUCGAGGCUUAGCGAGACUUUUAGCAGAGACAGCAUUCACAUAUGCCAUAGUGAACAAUUAUUACAUGUAUCUGCAAUGCGAAUACCUGCAGACAUAUUAUCUCACAGUAAAGAAUUUUGACUUGGAGAAACACAUUGUCGGGCCAAGCGAUAUCCUGGAGGAUCGCAGUUCCCUGCUUUUGGAUCUUGAUACUGUUCAUGAGCUACCGGAACCGAAAAAUCUCCAAUCCUAAUUACAACAAAUUUUAGAUCCUUUCUACAUCCUAUUGUGUGUUAUUUCAACAUCACUUUGAGCAAAAGAGGUCCAUAAAACAAGGGAGCGAUGGAGGAGAC
This is a messenger RNA of Dinoponera quadriceps, 742 nucleotides long. RefSeq names its product protein NATD1-like. The record is from RefSeq and is a predicted model, not a curated record. The transcript has 4 exons. Bases 199 to 642 code for a protein of 147 amino acids. NCBI's taxonomy places the organism in Eukaryota, Metazoa, Arthropoda, Insecta, Hymenoptera, Formicidae.